GCAUUUCCUCAGACUGUCAGGUUUAACCUUUUAAAACGCUGGGAUGAGUUAUGAAAGUGGUUGAGCUGACACAAACAAGAUGAAAAAGGUGACGACAGCCGGGCUCAUUUUUAUCACUUUUUCACUUCUUCACGGUUUUGUUGCACCAUUGAACUGCACCAGUCCAACUCCUAAGGCCUUGUUUGAUGCAUUCGAGACUGAAUUAUUUCCUAGAAAACUACUUCGACCUGUAGGAAACUUUACAGAUAUCCUGAACGUAUCCAUCGAAAUGACUAUAGUGGGAAUUUUAGGAGUGAAUGAAAAAGACCAAAACUUGAAAAUAUUCAUAUGGCAAGUCCUGGAGUGGGAUAUAGACGGACUGAGCUGGGAUGAGAAGGAAUGCGGAACUAAAAGAGUCUCUGUCCCUCGAGAAAAGCUUUGGGUCCCAGACAUCGUCAUCAACGAGUUCAUGGACGAGGACAAAUCUCCCAAAACGCCUUAUGUCUACUUAUACAACACAGGUCGUGUAUUUGAUGAAAAGCCGAUCAGAGUGAUCGCCACCUGCAAAUUAGUAAUCUACACUUUCCCCUUCGAUGUCCAAAACUGCUCGCUGACCUUUGAACCAUACCUGCACUUUGCUGAAGACAUAGAGAUGACUCAAAGACAUUCAGCUGCAGAGAUCCUGGAGGAGUCCAGAACUGUGCUGCAGACCAGAGGAGAGUGGGAGCUUGUGGAUAUCAAACAAGCUCAAACAACCCUUGAAAUUACAGAGGGAAGCUACUCUGAGCUCAAAUUCUUUAUCAUUUUGAGACGUAGGCCAAUCCUCUACGUGGUGAACCUCCUGAUCCCCAGCUGCUUCCUCAUCACAUUGGACCUCUUCAGUUUCCUGCUGCCUCCCCACAGUGUGGAUCGGUCCGCCUUCAAGAUGACCCUCAUCCUGGGCUACACCGUUUUUCUGCUCAUCAUGAACGACCUGCUGCCUGUCACUGGAAGUACAACACCUCUAAUAAACGUUUUAUUCUCAAUCAGUCUUGCUCUGAUGGUGGCCAGCCUGUUGGAGACAGUGUUUAUUACUAACAUUCAGUUCAGCGCCAGCAAGUACAGAAAGGUGCCUCACUGGAUCAGUGUCCUUGUGCUACGAUAUCUAGCUGUUGUUGUUUGUCUCCCUCAAGAAAAGAUGAGCAACCGCAUCACAGUCUCCAUUCACCAACCUGCUAGAGAAAUAAGUCCCAGCAUCAUCUCUUUAAGAGAUUCUCAGAGUGUCUCUGGUGAUACACCUCAUGAGAAACCUCCUCGGGAUCCAGUCCUGGAUGAAUUGAGGAAACUGAGCAGAGAUCUCGUGGCCAUCCGCCUCCAGAUAGACCAACACUUCCACGGGAGCAAUACCUCGGCUGAAUGGCAAAUGAUCGGAUUAGUCAUUGACCGUCUGCUGUUCGGCUUGUACAUUGUCUUCAUCACGGUCUGCUUUAUCACCAUUGUAGCUAUCUGGAUAUUUAGUAACUUGCACAUAACAUGAUAUUCACUUACAAAGACCAUGCCAAUCAGGUAAAGAUUUCAAAUGAUUUAUUGCGUAUGAUGGAUUAUGGGUUCGGAGGAAAGCAUGAAGGGGUGAGGAUCGAGGGAUUAGAGAAUGAACAGAUGAGGAUAGAGGGAUGAAGGGAUUAGGGUCGAGGGUCGAAUGGAUGAGGGGUGAAGGGUUGAGGGAUGUAGGGAUGAGGGUCAAGGGCCAGAUGGAUGAAAGGUUAGGGAUGACAGGGUAAGGAUCAAGGGAUAUAGAGUGAGGAAUAAAGGGAUGAGGGUUGAGGGAUGAAGGGAUGGAAGACUGAGGGUUGAGGGAUGAAGGCUGGGUUUCUGGGUAGCAGGCGAGCGCUAUGAUGAAUGUGUUGGGUCGAAGGCAGGAAUGCAGGAGGGAUCCCGAGAGUGAGACUGAGUUGGGAAGUUGUCUCUUUGUGAGCUCGGCUUCGGAUAGAGCCCCCACUGGUUCCUGUAUGCAGAAAGGAGCAGAGAAAAACAUUGUGUCUGUGUUAUGGUAGACUGUCCUGUAAAGACGGCCACAGUGGUCCAACCUAUGAGUCCAUGCAGGCUGUGUUUGACCUAAAACCCUUCAGGCCAGCAGUGAACCUCAGCAGUCCCACCAUAAGCAACAUCUCCUUCACCCUGUACGCUGUCCUGGGGGUGAAUGAGAAAACCCAAAUACUCACUACGUUCCUGUGGCUGAGACUGUACUGGCACCAUGAGUUCCUGGUUUGGGACCCUGAUGAGUGUGACGGUGUCACCAGGAUUUCUCUCCCUGUGAAGCAGCUCUGGUCUCCAGACAUCAUCGUGUAUGAGUU
Messenger RNA from Epinephelus moara (kelp grouper), 2312 nucleotides. Its product is annotated as 5-hydroxytryptamine receptor 3A-like. The coding region runs from base 80 to 1495 and encodes 471 amino acids. Gene Ontology annotation, cellular component: synapse; neuron projection; postsynaptic membrane. NCBI's taxonomy places the organism in Eukaryota, Metazoa, Chordata, Actinopteri, Perciformes, Serranidae. Gene Ontology annotation, molecular function: neurotransmitter receptor activity; extracellular ligand-gated monoatomic ion channel activity; transmembrane signaling receptor activity. Gene Ontology annotation, biological process: nervous system process; chemical synaptic transmission; regulation of membrane potential. The transcript is spliced from 12 exons. The record is from RefSeq and is a predicted model, not a curated record.